AUGAUUUCGUGGCUCCUUGGAGGAGAGUUGCCAAGAAGCAAAAUAUUAUGGAAUUUGAAAAAGUAUCACAAUAAAUUUUGUGUUCCUGAGAUUAAACAGGAUCCGAUAUGGAAAUUUAUUCAUGAUGCAACUCUUGAAUUUAAUGAGCGAGAUCGAGAAAAGCAAAGGAUUGAUUUUUAUAUGAAUGAACUAAAAUGGCGAUGCGGUCAAAAUAGCACAUGUUUUCGACAAGAAGUUGAUUCUCUAAAGGAUAUGGAUCUCUAUACGGGUAGCCCAUUUGUGCAAAAGCCUUCAACAACGGAUAUCCCAGCUAGCCAAGCUUAUAUACGAAGUGUUUACAAUAGAAUGAUGUGGAAAGAAUUGCGAACAUAUCAAACAACAACAAUUUUACAUAAUACAUUGAUGUUAAAAUGUCUUUUUGAAAAGAAAUUGAUUACUCCAUUGAUGGAAGAGAAUGGAAAUGCGAUUAUUUAUGAAAUGCAUCGAAGAGUUUUUCGAAUGGCAAGGAGGAGAUUGUUGAGAGUUGAUUCUUUCAAAAACCCUUACAAAUUCGUUGCUCUUCAAUCAAUGGAGAAAUCAGGAAUCCAUUCAGCUUUUGAUCAAUACACGAGAAAUCAAAAGAUAAUAGAUUCUGUUUAUAAAGAAUAUGAAAAGAUCUUUGAUCGAUUGAAAGAAUCAAAGACAAUGUUGGAUAUGAAAUUGGUGUUGAAUCGUGGAAUGAUUGCGGUCGAUUAUUUCUUGACAAAAUUUGAUUUGGCUGCUUUGUAUACACAAUUGAAACAGAUGGAAAUGUACAACGCGUUUAUGGUUAGAGGGAAAUUUAUUACACUGCUUGAUUUGGUCACACGAUUAUUUACAACAAAGGAGGCUGAGAAAAGCACUUAUUUCGCAACCGGUGUUCGAGUAUUAGCUCACGAGCUUGGCCACUCUUAUAUCACUCCAUAUUGGCAGGGAAUCGCUAAGAAUUGCACAAUUGAGCAUUAUAAAGAAACAUGUGAUAUAUUUAGAGAAAAAGAAUGCAAAAGUGGAGAGUUAACUUUCUUCGAAGAUUCGGCUGAUCUUUUUGGAAUACGAACCGCUUAUGAUGUUUUUGAAGAGGAAAUGGGUGAGAAGUUAACGGAUUUGAUUGAGGGAACGGAUCUCACCAAUCAACAAGCCUUUUUCUAUGCACUGGCCGGGUAUUAUUGUGCCGAUUUCCCGAAUACGCAACAUUUUGGAAAUGAUAUGCACUCUUCCUCACUUGCUCGUGUGAAUGGAAUGCUUCGAGGGUUUCCCGGUUUUCAAUCAGCGUUUGGAUGUAGUUUAGGGGAUCCUAUGUUUAUUCCUGAGGAUGAACGUUGUGACAUUUUUGAAGGAGGACCUUUUCGAAAGAGACCCGAAAAUGUGAUCGAUCGAUUGAUUCCAAGUUUCACAAUCAAUUUCAACGUCUUGCAAAACAAUGGAACAAUUAAAUUGGGAAUAAAU
Mesorhabditis belari is the source of this 1464-nucleotide messenger RNA. Lineage: Eukaryota; Metazoa; Nematoda; Chromadorea; Rhabditida; Rhabditidae. The record is from the annotation of a GenBank genome assembly.